AAAGGGGAGGACUUCUUGAAAGGCUGAGAAAAAGGAAUAACAGCAACGCCAACCGCUCCUUAGUAUUUGCAAAUAACGAGUCGCGUGCGUAGGAAGGGGAUUCAAGAGCACAUCUUUUCUGCUCCCAAGAGUUGCCGUGGUUUCUCCUUUAUUUGAAUAUACCUUUUGCACUUGUAUCCUGUUUACCAUCUGCAUUUCCACUAAUCCCAAGCGCUGACAGCCUAGCAAAUCCUCUCUCUUCAUUUAAACAUACUGGAUUGGCUGAAGUGAUGGUUUAUGAAUCUGGAGAGGAGAGAAGGAACACUGUACUGUGCUGGAUUGUAUGGCUAUACCAUUCCCUCACAAUGUCAGCUCUUCUUUGCAAUUAGAAAAAUAUAGAAAAAUAUACCCAGCUAUCCAAAUAAAUCCUACAAAGUCUUUGUUUCUCCUUGGUGAGCUCACAGUAGGACCAGAUAUCCGCGCUCUCCCUUUGUUCCUUGUCUCUAACUUCCUUUGGAUUUGGAUAUGCACUUAUCAAAUACAAAUAUUUAAAGUGCACACAGAAAGCAUGUAAUCACCAUGUAAAACUAUGAUAUAAAAUGAGUCUAAAAGAAACCCAGCCCAAAUAUACAACCAUACACUCGCAUGAUAUUCUUAUAGAUAAACUAGGAAAGUACAAUUUAGUUGGGGCUACUAUAAGGUGGGUGCAUAACUGGCUGGAUAACCGUACUCAGAGAGUAGUUAUUAAUGGCUCCCAAUCCUGCUGGAAAGGUAUAACAAGUGGGGUUCCGCAGGGGUCUGUUUUGGGACCGGCUCUGUUCAAUAUCUUCAUCAACAAUUUAGAUGUUGGCAUAGAAAGUACGCUUAUUAAGUUUGCGGACGAUACCAAACUUGGAGGGAUUGCAACUGCUUUGGAGGACAGGGUCAAAAUUCAAAACGAUCUGGACAAAUUGGAGAAAUGGUCUGAGGUAAACAGGAUGAAAUUCAAUAAAGAUAAAUGCAAAGUGCUCCACUUAGGAAGGAACAAUCAGUUUCACACAUACAGAAUGGGAAGAGACUGUCUAGGAAGGAGUAUGGCAGAAAGAGAUCUAGGGGUCAUAGUGGACCACAAGCUUAAUAUGAGUCAACAGUGUGAUACUGUUGCAAAAAAAGCAAAUGUGAUUCUGGGUUGCAUUAACUGGUGUGUUGUAAACAAGACACGAGAAGUCAUUCUUCCACUUUACUCUGCACUGGUUAGGCCUCAACUGGAGUAUUGUGUCCAGUUCUGGGCACCGCAUUUCAAGAAAGAUGUGGAGAAACUGGAGAGGGUCCAGAGAAGAGCAACGAGAAUGAUUAAAGGUCUUGAGAACAUGACCUAUGAAGGAAGGCUGAAGGAAUUGGGUUUGUUUAGUUUGGAAAAGAGAAGACUGAGAGGGGACUUGAUAGCAGUUUUCAGGUAUCUAAAAGGGUGUCAUCAGGAGGAGGGAGAAAACUUGUUCACCUUAGCCUCCAAUGAUAGAGCAAGAAGCAAUGGGCUUAAACUGCAGCAAGGGAGAUUUAGGUUGGACAUUAGGAAAAAGUUCCUAACUGUCAGGGUAGUUAAACACUGGAAUAGAUUGCCUAAGGAAGUUGUGGAAUCUCCAUCUCUGGAGAUAUUUAAGAGUAGGUUAGAUAAAUGUCUAUUAGGGAUGGUCUAGACAGUAUUUGGUCCUGCCAUGAGGGCAGGGGAUUGGACUCGAUGACCUCUCGAGGUCCCUUCCAGUCCUAGAGUCUAUGAGUCUAUGAGUAAAGCAAGUCUGGAGCAAGACAAAUCCAAUAACCACCAGGAAAACGGUACCACAAAAUGUCAAUUCUCUCUGAACUGAACUCCCACCUCACAGGGUCCUAGAGCCUUGGCACCAGACUGAGCCCAGAAGUCUACACGGCAGUGAAACGGCCCCAUAGCCCACGCCUGAGUCAGCAGGCACAGGACAGCCACAUGUGUCUAAGCUGCUCUAAGGUAGAUACAGUUGGGUAGAAAGGGAUAGCUGGUGUGCAAAAAAAAAAAAAAAAAAAAAAACCAGAGGAGGCACUCAAAAAACAGUAAUAGGCCAGCCAAUAUAAAUAGAUCUUGUAGUAUGGUCUAAAGGCAGCCAAAGACAGACUAGAGACUGAUGUCCUCUGUCCAUGUGUCCAUGCUGGCCCAACCCUAACUGGAACUGGCCACAGAGUCACUGGCAUAACUACAUCUACCAGUAUUCUAUGGAAAAACUAGAUACCUGUAUGUUUCCCUUGGAUCCUCAGGUAUUUGAGGAUGCUGAGAGGUGACCUGACCUCUCUGUCCUCAUGUUUUCUUUCCCUGCUUCCCAAGGCCCUUAACUGCUUUUAUAGUUUCUGUUAUUGCAAAGAGAUCUGUGAAAAUAGUGGGUUAGCAGUUGACCUCUGAAAGUGAUAAAUCUUGAGUUUGUUCUCAUCUCUUCUGGCAGGGAGUUCCAUAGCCAGUGGCCCCACCGCUGAGAAUGCCCUCCCACCAGGGGACUUGUCUUAUCACAGCUGCCUGACAGAUAUGCCCUUCUCGAGCUUGUGUCUGUUUUUCCAUUAGUGUCUAAGCCGCAAGACACAAUUUUAGCUUUAAUACGAGAUCAAAUAUUACCUCCCAAAUUUAGAAGCUUAAAUUUAUCUAUUAUUUCUUGGCCUUUCAUAUGUACUGAUGUGGCUCGAAACAUUUAGAUUGAGACGUAUGUUAAGUAAACUGUGGUACAGAGAAAGGGGCACCUUUGGGCUGUUUUACUCAUGGGGUAGUCCCAUUAACUCCCAUCAGAGUGCUCCUCUGAGGAAGAUGAGAAGGGUGUGGCCUACCCUCAGCUAGAUGUGUAGUGUAUAAAUGGUGCCUUUGUGGUAAGUGAGGAUAUGUCUACACAACAACUAGACACCCGUGGCUGGCCUGUGCCAGCUGAUUCAGGCGUGCGGGGCUCGUGCUGCGGGGCUGUUUCAGUGCUGUGUAGACUUCUGGGCUCAGUCUGGAGCCCAGGCUCUAGGCCCUUGUGUGCUUGGAGAUCAGGGGUGGCCAACCUGUGGCUCCAGAGCCACAUGUGGCUCUUCAGAAAUUAAUAUGCGGCUCCUUGUAUAGACGCCAACUUUCCAGUAUGCUGGGGGGUGCUGACUGCUCAACCCCUGGCUCUGCCACAAGCUCUGUCCCCACUCCACCCCUUUCCACACCCUCCCCUGAGCCUGCUGUACCCUCGCUCCUCCCCCUCCUGCAGCCAUGGAACAGCUGAUUGGGAGGGAGGGGAGGCGCUGAUAGGUGGGGCUGUUAAUCGUUUGUUCUUGAUGCUUGACAGUUACUGACAGUAAUUUAUCAAAGGCUGAAUCUCUAUUGCUUUGCACUUUGUGUCAAUGCUUAAGCCUGUGCAAAGUGUGUAUAAAAAGCUACUGAAUCCAAAUGGCAGUGUUUUACACUCACUUCGCACUCAU
This is a messenger RNA of Gopherus flavomarginatus (Mexican gopher tortoise), 3411 nucleotides long. RefSeq names its product claudin 12 (gene CLDN12). The record is from RefSeq and is a predicted model, not a curated record. The transcript is spliced from 3 exons. Gene Ontology annotation, cellular component: plasma membrane. The coding region runs from base 579 to 1655 and encodes 358 amino acids. Lineage: Eukaryota; Metazoa; Chordata; Testudines; Testudinidae.